Molecule: messenger RNA, 582 nt
Organism: Haemonchus placei
Lineage: Eukaryota; Metazoa; Nematoda; Chromadorea; Rhabditida; Trichostrongylidae
Source: the annotation of a GenBank genome assembly
AUGGCUGAAUUAUCUUCCAUUGAGCAGCAAAUGGAGGAGUUUGAAGAAGAGCAAAGGAAAAUAAAGCAAAUGCAAAGCGAUAUCGAGGGCCAGAUGAAUCUCCCCAGGAGUAGCAAUGGUACCAGUAGCCCUGCAGUUUUGACCCCUGAAGAAAAAGCUGAGGCAGAUUCUCGCUCCGUGUACAUUGGGAACGUUGACUACAGUGUAACUGCUGAAGAACUCGAGAAACACUUUCAUGGGUGCGGUUCAGUAGCACGUGUAACUAUUCUGUGUGAUAAAUAUACUGGUCAUCCAAAAGGAUUUGCGUAUGCAGAAUUCGCUGAUAAAGAAGGAAUGCAAAUGGCUUUAGCAAUGUCGGACAGCCUACUCAAAGGGCGGCAGAUUAAGGUGAUGGAAAAGCGCACAAACCGCCCUGGUAUUUCGACCACGAAUCGUCCACCGCGCGGACGCGGUUAUCGUGGGCGAGGUGGUUUUGGAGGAGCUCCUCCUGGCUACAUCAUUAAGUACGUCCCAGUGGGUGGAUAUCGCCCGCGUGGGGCGCGUGGUCUCCGACGUCCACGUGGAUUCCUUCCUUACACGUGA